Hipposideros armiger (great roundleaf bat) is the source of this 3104-nucleotide messenger RNA. It is a transcript of the gene EXOC7, whose product is annotated as exocyst complex component 7. The record is from RefSeq and is a predicted model, not a curated record. The transcript is spliced from 20 exons. Lineage: Eukaryota; Metazoa; Chordata; Mammalia; Chiroptera; Hipposideridae. Bases 92 to 2299 code for a protein of 735 amino acids. Gene Ontology annotation, cellular component: exocyst. Gene Ontology annotation, molecular function: phosphatidylinositol-4,5-bisphosphate binding. Gene Ontology annotation, biological process: exocytosis.
AAGGGCGGAAGUGGGUGUGGUAGGGACGGCAGCCGAGAGGGCACGCACGCUGAGACAAAAUACUGGAAGUGGGAGCCUCGGGGUCGAAGGGAUGAUUCCCCCGCAGGAGGCGUCCGCCCGGCGGCGGGAGAUCGAGGACAAGCUGAAGCAGGAGGAGGAGACGCUGUCCUUCAUCCGAGACAGCCUGGAGAAGAGCGACCAGCUCACCAAGAACAUGGUGUCUAUCCUGUCAUCCUUUGAGAGCCGCCUGAUGAAGCUGGAGAACGCCAUCAUCCCUGUUCACAAGCAGACAGAGAACCUGCAGCGGCUGCAGGAGAAUGUUGAGAAGACUCUGUCCUGCCUGGACCACGUCAUCAGCUACUACCACGUGGCCAGUGACACCGAGAAGAUCAUCAGGGAGGGCCCCACAGGUAGGCUGGAAGAAUACCUGGGAAGUAUGGCCAAGAUUCAGAAGGCUGUGGAAUAUUUCCAGGACAAUAGCCCAGACAGCCCAGAGCUCAACAAAGUGAAGCUGCUGUUUGAGCGGGGGAAGGAAUCUCUGGAGUCUGAGUUCCGCAGCCUGAUGACCCGGCACAGUAAGGUCGUGUCCCCUGUGCUCAUCCUGGAUCUGAUCAGUGGCGAGGACGAGCUGGAGGUCCCAGAGGAGGUGCCCCUGGAGCACCUGCCCGAGGGCGUGCUUCUGGAUGUGGUCCGCAUCUCCCGCUGGCUGGUGGACUACGGCCACAACCAAGAUUUCAUGAACGUCUACUACCAGAUCCGCUCCAGCCAGUUGGACCGCUCCCUCAAGGGCCUGAAGGAGCAUUUCCGGAAGAGCAGCUCUUCCUCGGGGGUUCCCUACUCCCCUGCUAUCCCCAACAAGAGGAAGGACACACCCACCAAGAAGCCCAUCAAGCGGCCAGGGACGAUCCGGAAGGCUCAGAACCUUCUGAAACAGUAUUCCCAGCAUGGUCUAGAUGGGAAAAAGGGGGGCUCUAACCUCAUUCCUCUGGAAGGGCUUCUUCCCAGUCCCCUGAGGGGCAGCCCACCAGACCCCUGGAUAAACGCUGCUUGUAUUUGUGCGGCCGACAUCUCGCUAGGUCACGAGCAUGAUUUCCGAGUUAAGCACCUGUCCGAGGCCCUGAACGACAAGCACGGGCCGCUGGCCGGGAGAGAUGACAUGCUGGACGUGGAGACCGAUGCCUACAUUCACUGUGUCAGUGCCUUCGUCAAGCUGGCCCAGAGCGAGUACCAGCUGCUGACAGAAGUCAUCCCUGAGCAUCAUCAGAAAAAGACCUUUGAUUCCCUGAUACAGGAUGCACUGGACGGGCUGAUGCUCGAGGGGGAGAACAUCGUGUCUGCUGCGCGGAAGGCCAUCGUCAGACACGACUUCUCCGCGGUGCUCGCUGUGUUCCCCAUCCUGCGGCACCUCAAGCAGACCAAGCCUGAGUUUGACCAGGUGCUCCAGGGAACGGCCGCCAGCACCAAGAACAAGCUGCCCAGCCUCAUCACCUCCAUGGAGACUGUUGGAGCCAAAGCGCUGGAGGACUUUGCCGACAACAUCAAGAAUGACCCCGACAAGGAAUACAACAUGCCCAAGGAUGGCACUGUGCACGAGCUCACAAGCAACGCCAUCCUCUUCCUGCAGCAGCUCCUGGAUUUCCAGGAGACGGCAGGUGCCAUGCUGGCCUCCCAAGAGACCAGCUCUUCAGCCACCAGCUACAGCUCCGAGUUCAGCAAGCGCCUCCUGAGCACCUAUAUCUGUAAAGUGCUGGGGAACCUGCAGUUGAACUUGCUGAGCAAGUCCAAGGUGUACGAGGACCCGGCUCUGAGCGCCAUCUUUCUGCACAACAACUACAACUACAUCCUCAAGGCCCUGGAGAAGUCCGAGCUGAUCCAGCUGGUGGCUGUGACCCAGAAGACUGCCGAGCGCUCCUACCGGGAGCACAUCGAGCAGCAGAUCCAGACCUACCAGCGCAGUUGGUUAAAGGUGACUGACUACAUCGCUGAGAAGAAUCUACCCGUAUUCCAACCGGGAGUCAAGCUCCGGGACAAGGAGCGGCAGAUGAUCAAGGAGCGCUUUAAGGGCUUCAACGAUGGCCUUGAAGAGCUGUGCAAGACCCAGAAGGCCUGGGCUAUCCCCGACACAGAGCAGAGGGACAAGAUCCGCCAAGCCCAGAAGCACAUUGUCAAGGAGACCUACGGGGCCUUUCUGCGCAGGUACAGCAGCGUGCCCUUCACCAAGAACCCUGAGAAGUACAUCAAGUACCGCGUGGAGCAGGUGGGCGACAUGAUCGAUCGCCUCUUUGACACCUCCGCCUGAGCCUGGUUACACAGACCAGCCAUCUUAUCGGACACACAAACCAGUGUUAACCUGCCUCUGUUCCGGGUGAUCUCAACAUCCUUUGGGACAGGGACGUUUCUUCACCACCCAGGCUGGUAGCCCUGUCCCUGGACCCGUGAGUCCUGGCUUGUGCUUCUUCCUGCAGCCCCCGUUCCCCACCAAACCAGUACUGUCUUGGGCGCUGGGCUCUGUGUCCCUGACUGUAGCCUGCAGGGGCCACGUGAUGGCUUCAAGACAGGAAAGGACAGAGAAGGAAAACAAAGGCUUGUGCCCUCAGCCGCCACGUAUGCACAAGAGCAGUGGGCACAACAGCCCCUCCACCAGCCCAGUUCAGAACUGGGGAUGCAGCACUUCCUCUUCAGCCCAGACGUGUGUGUGGGCUCAGAGGAGCCAGAGAGCCCGGCGAGAAAGCAAGCAGGAGCGACCUGCUCUCGGGUUUAGUGCAGAAAACUCAUUCCCCAUCACCCACAUCCUGAGGGCUGGGGGUGUUCUGUCCCCCGGGCUGCAGCAGGAGUGCUCCCUCUCCAUGCCCUCUGGGGUCUAACACACCUCAAGGGUUCAGAGGCGUUCCGACCGCCCUCUGCGGCCUGGCUUUUGAGCCCCUGUCUCCUGGUCCCCAGUGCUCCUGGCCUAGGGCCAAGCAGCAGUAGUUGCAUAAGGAGCAGUUAGGCUGCUUAGGGCGGCGGGGGGUGGUUGAGGGGUGUGAGGUGGGGCCCCACCUACAUAAGACAAAAGUAAACAGCUGAGCUCAAUAAAGACGGACCCUUGUGGUGGUACACUUGCA